This is a messenger RNA of Solanum tuberosum (potato), 1992 nucleotides long. RefSeq names its product heparanase-like protein 2. Lineage: Eukaryota; Viridiplantae; Streptophyta; Magnoliopsida; Solanales; Solanaceae. The record is from RefSeq and is a predicted model, not a curated record. Gene Ontology annotation, cellular component: plant-type cell wall; membrane. Gene Ontology annotation, molecular function: beta-glucuronidase activity. The transcript is spliced from 8 exons. Bases 1 to 1239 code for a protein of 412 amino acids.
AUGGUGAAAGGAGUCACAUCUAUAGCCCAAACAGAUGAUAAUUUCAUAUGUGCAACUUUAGAUUGGUGGCCAGAAAAUAAAUGUGAUUAUAAUCAAUGUCCGUGGGGAAAAGCUGGUCUUCUUAAUUUGGACUUGAAAAACAGGAUUCUUGCAAACGCUGUUAAAGCAUUCAAUCCACUAAGACUCAGAAUAGGAGGUUCAUUACAAGAUCAAGUUUACUACAAAGUUGGAAAUUACCCCAAAAAUUGCUCAAAUUUUGAGAAAAAAUCUGAUGGACUUUUUGGAUUUAGUGAUGGCUGUCUUCACAUGAAUAGAUGGGAUGAAUUGCAUGACAUGUUCAACAAAACAGGGGCUGCAAUAACAUUUUCAUUCAAUGCUUUAAUUGGAAGAAUACCAUCAGAUGAAAAUAAUACAACUCUUUGGGUUGGAGAUUGGAAUCAUUACAAUGCAAAAUCAUUGAUGAAAUACACUAUCAAUAAGGGAUACAAAAUUGACUCAUAUGAGUUAGGUAAUGAGCUUUGUGGAAGUGGAGUUGCUGCAAAAAUAAAGGCUCAUCAAUAUGGUAAUGAUGUUAAGAAAUUGAAGAAACUUGUCACACAUAUGUAUCCUAACCCUGCUAAUAGACCAAAAAUCUUGGCCCCUGGUGGAUUUUAUGAUCAAAAAUGGUUCCAAGAGUUCCUUCAAACAACCGGUCCGGGCAUAGUCGAUGGAUUGACACAUCAUAUUUACAACCUUGGAGCAGGUGUUGAUCCAACUUUGAUUGACAAACUUCAGAAUCCAUUUUACCUAAGUCAAAUAGCUCAAACAUUUAAGAAUGUUGAAAAUGAUGCUAAGUUGUUUUCCCCAUCAUCUGGACCUUGGGUUGGUGAAUCUGGUGGAGCUUAUAAUAGUGGUGGCAAAACCACUUCACACACCUUCGUUAACGGUUUCUGGUACUUGGAUCAAUUGGGAAUGACAUCAACUUUCAACCAUAAGGUAUACUGCAGACAAUCUUUAAUAGGAGGAAACUAUGGUCUUCUCAACACAACAAGUUUCGUCCCAAAUCCAGAUUACUAUGGUGCUCUUCUAUGGCAUAAGCUUAUGGGAAAGAAUGUGCUUUCUAUUACUCAUGAAGGCUCUCCUUACAUCCGCACUUACGCACAUUGCUCAAAGACAAGUGUAAGUUACAACAACGCUAUCAAAGAUUUCAACUUUACUAUGGUCUUUUUCAGAAACAGUCUCUCUACCUCGACGAGGUAGGAGUAAGGUCUGCAUACACUUUCUCUGAAAAUUCCUUGUUUAUGUCUUUCAGGGUAUUACAGUUCUACUAAUCAACAUGGAUAAGUCAACUACCUUUGAUGUCUCUGUUGUCAAUGACUUGAAUAUGUACGCUGAAAGUGUUGCGUCUGUUGAGUAUAUAAAUCCAAAUCCUGAUAGUGUUGAGUCUAUACAUCCAAGAGAAGAGUACCAUUUGACUCCAAAAGAUGGAAACAUUCAGAGUGAUGUCUUGUUGCUAAAUGGAACUCCGUUGAAGCUCACUUCCUCAUUGGACAUCCCGGUAAUGAAGCCUAAGCUCGUUGAUCCAACAUUGCCCAUCAGUGUUGCUCCUCAAUCUAUCGUCUUUGCUACCCUGAGAGGGUUCCAGGCUCCUGCUUGUGCAUAGAGAAUUCACAGAGUUUAAUUUAUUAGUUUAGUUUUUAGAUAUGGAUAAAUACAUUAGGUCCUUCUUAUCAAUAUGUUUAGAAGUUUCAGAUUAAACUUUAGUUUAUUUUAUUGUUUUAGUAAAGUUGCUUUAUAUUACAUUGUCAGUUUUGCUUUCUUUAUUUCCUCUGUUGGUUUCUGAUUAAGGAAUUUGAAUCUAUAUAACCUGAAAAGAACUCAAGAUUCCUACUUUUUCAACUUUCUCGACAUACCUAAAGUACCGCGGUUUUUCGAGUUUCAUACCUGAGUAUCCUACCUGAACUGAGGUGUGCUUUGAUAAAUAGUAGGUGAUAGUACAAGUAUGAAACUCGA